Molecule: messenger RNA, 5023 nt
Organism: Thunnus maccoyii (southern bluefin tuna)
Lineage: Eukaryota; Metazoa; Chordata; Actinopteri; Scombriformes; Scombridae
Gene: tmtc3
Product: transmembrane O-mannosyltransferase targeting cadherins 3
Exons: 14
Coding region: 115-2925 (936 amino acids)
Biological process (GO): protein O-linked glycosylation via mannose
Cellular component (GO): endoplasmic reticulum
Molecular function (GO): protein binding; mannosyltransferase activity
Source: RefSeq, a predicted model, not a curated record
UCUGACUUGUGUAGUACUCCCUUUGUGUUUUACCAUUCCAAGUUUUUGAUAUCACCUCUGCAGUCACCGUCUGCUUUGCUAGGGUCACGUGAUCAAUGACGGCUUUGGUCAGCCAUGGCUGUCGUGUCAUGGAAGGAGAUUUUACUUUUGACUGGAAUGGUGGUGGGAUGUUACUGGAACAGUCUGUCAUGUGGCUUCGUGUUUGAUGAUGUCUCAGCAAUCCUUGACAAUAAGGACCUACGGCCCUCAACUCCUCUCCGCAACCUAUUCCUCAAUGACUUCUGGGGAACACCCAUGGCUGAGGAGCGGAGCCAUAAAUCUUACCGACCCUUGACCGUACUCACCUUCCGACUGAACUACCUCUUCAGUGAGCUGAGCGCUGCCUCCUACCAUCUUCUCAAUGUGGUUUUACACGCCGUAGUAUGUGUGCUUUUCCUGCGAGUGUGCCGUUUGUUCCUGGACAAGAAUUUCAGCUUGGUGGCAGCAUUAUUGUUUGCUGUGCACCCCAUCCACACUGAAGCUGUCACAGGUGUGGUUGGCAGAGCUGAACUCCUUUCUUCAAUCUUCCUCCUGGCUGCUUUCCUGGCCUACACCAAAUCAACAGGUUCAGACCACUCCAUCGUUUGGGCUCCCAUCGCUCUGACAGUCAUUCUAGUGGCUGCAGCAACACUGUGUAAGGAACAGGGAAUCACUGUCGUCGGCAUCUGCUGCAUCCAUGAGGUUUUUGUUGCACAAGGGUUUACCUUGCCAAUGCUGUUGGACACACUGCGGCAAGUCAUGCAGGGUAAAGACGGUUUCCCCUACGCCGUCCUUCAAACGCUGCUGAAACUUAUUGUCCUCGUCAUCAGCACCCUGCUGCUUGUCAUCAUCAGGGUCCAAGUCAUUCAGUCCCAGCUUCCUGUCUUUACCAGAUUUGAUAACCCCGCAGCAGUCAGCCCUACUCCCGCUAGACAACUCACAUUCAACUAUCUGCUUCCUGUGAACGCAUGGCUUCUGCUGAAUCCCUCUGAGCUGUGCUGUGACUGGACGAUGGGCACCAUCCCUUUGGUGGAGUCACCUCUCGACCACCGUAACCUAGCGACCCUGGUGUUCUACACUUUUCUGGGCCUGCUAGCUUACCACAGCCUGUGCUACAGACACAGCUCUGCCAAGACCGUCAUCAUGGCUCUUUCUUUGAUCGUCCUGCCUUUUAUUCCUGCAUCCAACCUCUUCUUCCCUGUGGGCUUUGUUGUGGCAGAGAGAGUGCUUUACGUGCCCAGUAUGGGCUUCUGUGUUCUCGUUGCACAUGGAUUCAAGAUUGUUUCACAUAAAGGACACAUGAAGAAGAUUUCCUGGUUGGUGAUUGGAGUGCUGUUAAUUACACAUGCAGUGAAAACUUUCAACAGGAAUUGGGACUGGGAGUCAGAGUAUACUCUGUUUACCUCCGCACUUAAGGUCAACAAGAACAACGCCAAAUUGUGGAAUAAUGUUGGCCAUGCUCUAGAGAACCAAAACAAUUAUGCGAAGGCCCUGCGAUAUUUCCUCCAGGCCACCCGCGUUCAGCCAGAUGACAUCGGGGCGCACAUGAAUGUCGGAAGAACCUACAAGAACUUGAACAAGUCCAAAGAGGCCGAAGAUGCCUACUUAGUUGCCAAAUCCCUCAUGCCACAGGUUAUUCCUGGUAAGAAGUAUGCGACACGUGUGGCCCCUAACCAUCUGAACGUUUACAUAAACCUGGCCAAUCUGAUCCGGGCAAAUGAAUCACGGCUGGAAGAGGCCGACCAGCUCUACCGGCAAGCAAUUAGCAUGAGACCAGACUUCAAACAAGCUUACAUCAGCAGAGGGGAGCUGCUGUUGAAGAUGAACAAGCUCACAGAGGCCCGAGACGCCUAUCUCCGAGCCUUGGAGCUCGACCGCACCAACGCCGACCUUUGGUACAACCUAGCUAUCGUCUACAUCGAGAUGAAGGAGCCGUCGGAGGCCCUGAAGAACUUCAACCACGCCCUGGAGCUCAACCCUCGCCACAAGCUGGCACUUUUCAACUCGGCGCUUCUCAUGCAGGAGUCCGGUGAGCCCAAGUUCUGGCCUGAGGCCAACCGUCGUUUCCUGACCUAUGUGGAGGAGGAACCCGAAGAUGCCAACGGCUACUUUAACCUCGGCAUGCUAGCCAUGGACGCCAAUGAAAAUACAGCAGCGGAGCGCUGGAUGCGUAAAGCCAUCGGUUUGCAGGCUGGCUUCCGCAGUGCCUUGUUCAACCUGGCAUUGCUUUACUCUCAGUCCAAACGGGAGAUAGACGCGCUACCUGUGUUGGAUGAGCUGCUGCGCCACCACCCAGAGCACAUCAAGGGUCUAAUCCUAAAGGGUGACAUCCUCAUGAACCACAAGAAGGACACCCGCGGUGCUAAAGUCUGCUUCGAGCGCAUUUUGCGCAUGGACCCCACCAAUGUGCAAGGCAAGCACAACUUGUGUGUGGUCUACUUCGAGGAGCGCGACCUGCCGCGGGCCGAGCGCUGCCUGGAGGAGACCUUGGCCCUGGCUCCAAACGAGGAGUACGUGCGUCGCCACUUGAGCAUCGUACGAAGUAAAAUGGCCGCAAUGAGCGCGGCAGGGCAACCGCUUACUUCAGCAGAGGGAGCCACCACAUCAGCUAAGAAGGAAAAGCCGAAGAGAGUUAAGGAAGGGGCAGAGGAGGUUGCUGAGGGUGAGGAGGAAGGGAGGGGUGCUGAUGCUGUUGGAAAGGGGGCUGGGGAUGAGAAGAAUGUGCGGAAAUCCUCUGCAGAAAGCCUUGGAGGUGUAGGCGUGGACCAAUCAGAGUCUUUGGACAGUAGCCAGUCUGACAAGCGGACUAAGGGUAAGUCCACUAAAGAGAUUAAAGAUAUAGAGAAAAAAAGAGCAGCGGCCUUGAAGAGACUAGAGGAGAUUGAACGCAUAUUAAGUGGUGAUUGAAAGUGUUGUAAUUUAUAGCCUGGACUACUUUUAUAGAGCUCUUUAUUGCUACAGGAUAAGACUGCAUUUUUUUCCCCCCAUAGAAAUGUGUAUUCUUAAUCAAUUGCCAUUUUAUUUCUUUGAUUUAAUGAUGUUUGCAGGCCUCUCAGCAUGGUCCUGUUGUUUUAACACUAAUCAUGUAAAGAAGGGAAAUGUUGAUCUGCACAUGGAACUCAUGUAACAAUAAGCACAAAGCCAAUUUGGGAUAAUCUAUUUAAAGCUUAUGGCAGAUGUAGAUGCCAAUGUGUGUGCUUCAUCUGAAUGUGAUUUCACAUAUCAUAGAUCUGUAGUGGUUAUAAAUAUGUGUUUAGUUUUUUCCAUGAGUAGUUAUUGUUUAUCACUGGAUUUUUUUUAAUUUUUUUUUUUUUCACUAAGAUGUGACUCACUCCUGUGUGUAUUGUUUUUAUAAAUAGAAUGAUUGUAUCACGGACAAUUAAAGGAAAUGACGUGUUCUUCACAUUUCCUUAAGGCAGGAUAAUAUCUGUGGAGUUUGAGCCUCAAAAUAACCCACACAGAGAGCAAAAUAUCCCUCCACGCUACAUCAACAUCAGGGCUUAUGUUCCAGAGCAGCAAUGUGUGCUGAUCUUUAUUGAUCUCACUCACCACUUCCUGUGACUACAUCAUCAGCCUCAGCUGCUUUCACCUCACAAUUUCAUUGUGGUCCCAUACCCCCCCCUCCUCACAGCUCCUUGUCUGUCUCCCAUCCUUUAGACACUACAGCGCCAUUUAGAGAUGACUGUUUUUCCUGCUUUUCUUGGUAAACUGGCCCGUACACAUCGCUUUGUCCUGGGCAACACCCGUUUUAUGUGACGGUCAACAAUGACGCAUGUUCAUCCUCAGCAUCAGACUUCAUCAUGUGUUCUUCAUUUUCCAAAGUCCCUUCCACUUCACAGGGGGAAUUUUCACAGCCUAUUUGCAGAAAACAGUUCUCCUCCUUCAUCCUGUUCCACAGUAAUGAUAUUGUUUUAGCUUACUGGCAUUAAAAUAUUAUUGGGAUGUUCCACAUUUCAAAGUUUUUGUUAGUAGCCUUUGUUUUCACUUUCUUCAGCAUUCACAGCUAUGAUCUCUCUGUAGUUACUACCGACAUAUAGAGCUCCUCUGGGCAAGUACACAAAUUAUAAUAUGGGGAGGAAAAAGAAUCAGAAAUGCACAAAUCGUGCUGCUUCUAUAUCCUCCGGCCGCCUUCUUCAGUUACUGCAGCGCUGUAAAACUCAGCGCCUGGUUGGCUGCUCUCCAACAGAUCUGAUGAUUUAAAGUCAUCUGCACUGAUUUAGAGCACUCAAAGAAAUAAGAGGCAGACAACCGAUCAUCAAAAUGACACUUUUUGUUACAGCACGAACGGUUAACAGCGUAGCCUCGACGGGAGUCCUGAUAGUCCUGAUGAACUAAACACGAGCAGACGUGAUGGUAGCUGUGAGGCGGGUCACUAGUGUUUGAUUCAUCGGACUCAUUGCAAAGAAAAUUAAGAAGAACUGUUCAUGCGAGCUAAUGUUAAUGUCUUCACAGCUCUCAGUGUUCCUGUUUUCCCUUCACGGUGCAAUAAUUAGUUACAGAACAAUAACCCUGCUCAGUGCAAUUAUUAAUAGUGGAAUUAAGAAAAGACUGUAUACUGUAAGUGUAAGAGCACUGUGGUGGUACUAAGGAGCCUUGCUAUGCAUUGAUGCCCUGAAAAAAAUCUAUGUACAUAUAUUUACACUGUACUCGUAUCCAGUGUUAUUUAUUAUUUUUAUAUGCACUGCAAAUGCUGUAGAUGUUUUUGAUUACCACUGACAUUAUGCUUUAAAUUCAUGGUGCAUUGUUUUGUUUCCUACUAAUUUUCAAUAUGUGUACUGUCACUUGUAAGACAACAGAGCCCAUGUCAGUGUUUAAACAUGUACUGUAUGAAAUAAUCAAAUCGUCUGCCCCAAAAUAUAGGUACAGUUUUGAAUGAGGAAGCAUCCAGUUCGCAACAUUUUCUGUUUUGCUGAGUGACUGAUUUUUGUACGAUUUAAGAUUUUUUUAUGCAAUAGCCCUUGGUGGUGGGGGUCUAGGUUAUUAAAUAAAGUGAGAUGACAACUCA